CUGCACUGUGGCGAACUCGCAGUCUCGCUCGCCGCACUACUGCGCUGCGCACGCGCACACGCUGCCUCCCCCUCUCCUCUCACCCUCUCUCGCUUAAAUGCCCCAAACCUAAUCAUUCCCAGCCCUCUCUCUCUCUCUCUCUCUCUCUCGCCCCCUCUUCCCAGCCCCACCCUUCCCUCUCCCCACACGCACCAUGGCGAUCUCCGAGCUCGGGUGAGCUGACGAGGUAGGCGUCCCUGCACCCCUCCGUGUCGGCGCGGGCUCGCGUCCGCCGGGCGGCUCCUGACGCCGCGGCUUGGCUUCUUGUAGAAUGCGGCCGAUUUGAGGAGGGGGUGAUGGGGGUUCCGGGAGGAUUCGCCAGGGUGUAAAUUAGGUUUCGGUUCCGGUGGUGGUGGGAGGAUGAGCUCGUCGUCCGCGGCCAGCAUCGGGCAGCCGCCGCCGCCCGCGGCGCCGCCGGAGGAAGAGAAGAAGUGCCUCAACUCGGAGCUGUGGCAUGCGUGCGCCGGCCCGCUCGUCUGCCUCCCGACCGUCGGCACGCGCGUCAUCUACUUCCCGCAGGGCCACAGCGAGCAGGUGGCAGCGUCGACGAACAAGGAGGUGGACGGCCACAUCCCCAACUACCCCAACCUGCCGCCGCAGCUGAUCUGCCAGCUCCAUGAUGUCACAAUGCAUGCGGAUGUGGAGACUGAUGAGGUGUACGCGCAGAUGACGCUGCAGCCGCUGAACCCACAAGAGCAGAACGAUGCAUACCUCCCGGCGGAGAUGGGGAUCAUGAGCAAGCAGCCAACGAAUUACUUCUGCAAGACGCUGACGGCGAGCGACACCAGCACGCAUGGCGGGUUCUCUGUGCCCCGUCGUGCUGCGGAGCGCGUCUUCCCUCCUCUGGAUUUCACACAGCAGCCUCCAGCACAGGAGCUUAUCGCACGGGAUAUUCAUGAUGUAGAGUGGAAGUUCAGGCAUAUCUUCCGAGGCCAACCCAAGAGACACCUGCUGACUACUGGCUGGAGUGUGUUUGUCAGUGCUAAGAGACUUGUUGCUGGAGAUUCCGUGCUAUUCAUAUGGAAUGAGAAGAACCAGCUUUUGCUUGGAAUCAGACGUGCCAGCCAGCCACAGACUGUGAUGCCCUCUUCUGUUCUUUCGAGUGACAGCAUGCACAUAGGGCUCCUUGCAGCAGCAGCUCAUGCUGCUGCAACAAACAGCCGCUUCACAAUUUUCUAUAAUCCCAGGGCAAGUCCAUCAGAAUUUGUUAUACCCCUUUCAAAAUACAUCAAGGCUGUUUUCCACACCCGGAUAUCGGUUGGGAUGCGAUUCAGGAUGUUGUUUGAGACUGAGGAAUCUAGUGUCCGCAGGUACAUGGGGACGAUAACAGAAGUAAGUGAUGCAGACCCAGUGCGCUGGCCUAGUUCCUAUUGGAGAUCGGUAAAGGUUGGUUGGGAUGAAUCAACAGCAGGAGAAAGGCCACCUAGAGUUUCUCUCUGGGAAAUUGAGCCAUUGACAACCUUUCCAAUGUAUCCAUCCCUGUUCCCACUGCGAGUUAAGCAUCCUUGGUAUUCUGGAGUUGCUGCUCUUCAUGAUGACAGCAAUGCUUUGAUGUGGCUGAGAGGAGUUGCUGGUGAAGGAGGCUUCCAGUCUUUCAACUUCCAGUCACCUGGUAUAGGUUCCUGGGGACAACAGCGACUCCAUCCAUCCUUACUUAGCAAUGACCACGAUCAGUAUCAAGCAGUGGUUGCUGCUGCAGCUGCUUCCCAGUCCGGUGGUUAUCUGAAGCAGCAAUUCCUACACCUUCAACAGCCUAUGCAGUCCCCUCAGGAACAGUGCAACCUCAACCCGCUGCUGCAGCAACAGAUUAUGCAGCAAGCGAGCCAACAGCAACUUGUUAGUCCUGAUUCUCAAAAUAUUCAGUCUGUGCUCAGCCCAAGUGCUAUCCAGCAGCAGCUCCACCAACUCCAGCAAAUGCAGCAUGCUCAUAAUGACCAGAAGCAGAAGAUUCAACCAGAUCAACCUUAUCAAGUUCCUACCAGUGCGGUUCUCCCUAGCCCAACGUCAUUACCAAGCCAUUUGCGUGAAAAAUUUGGCUUCUCUGAUCCCAAUGUGAACUCUUCCAGCUUCAUUAGCUCUAGCAGCAACGAAAACAUGUUGGAAUCGAACUUCCUUCAGGGAAGCUCGAAAUGUGUGGACCUGUCUAGAUUCAACCAACCAACAGUUAGUGAGCAGCAGCAGCAGCAACAGGCGUGGAAGCAAAAGUUUAUGGGCUCACAAUCAAUGUCUUUUGGGGGCUCGGUUUCGCUUAACUCACCCACUAGCAAAGAUGGUUCUGUUGACAACAAAGUUGGCCGUGAUGUGCAGAACCAGUCCCUUUUUAGUCCUCAAGUUGACAAUUCCUCCCUACUGUACAAUAUGGUACCUAAUCUGACUUCAAAUGUUGUGGAUAACAAUAUAUCUACGAUUCCCUCUGGAUCAACAUAUCUGCAAAAUCCGAUGUACGGUUGUCUGGAUGACUCUUCUGGUUUGUUGCAAAAUACAGGAGAGAAUGACCCAACAACCAGAACUUUCGUUAAGGUUUACAAGUCAGGAUCAGUGGGGAGGUCAUUGGACAUCACCCGGUUCUCUAACUAUGCUGAACUUCGAGAGGAACUGGGUCAGAUGUUUGGUAUUAAGGGUCAGUUGGACGACCCUGAUAGAUCAGGCUGGCAGCUUGUAUUUGUCGACAGGGAGAACGAUGUGCUUCUCCUUGGAGACGACCCGUGGGAGUCAUUUGUGAAUAGUGUGUGGUACAUCAAGAUACUUUCACCUGAGGAUGUGCAUAAGAUGGGAAAGCAAGGAAACGAUCCACGCUACCUAUCUUAAAUUGAUACAUGGAGCUGUUUCUGGCUCCCAUGACGAUUCUGCGGCGCAUGGUAGCACUCUUGCUCGUGACAGUCUGCACCGCUGUGCUCGCAUGUUCGCCCAUGUCCUCUCGAGCAUGUACACCAUGCACGUCUUCAGAACUCCCCGUUAUCUGUAUCCGGAGCGGGCCACCGAUACUCCGGACUGAUAUUUUGUAAGUUCCACUUAGGAAUCAAGUAUGAGUAACUCUAUCCUAGUUGGCUUGUAGCUCGCACGGCGCUCGUGUUGCGUCAGAUCUUCGGACUAAAUUCUUAGUUGAAACUGUAUCGUGAUUCGUAAGUUAUGUAUUUGAUGAUUCCUCGGCAUGCGUUCGACGAUGAACUGCAAUAAUUUGAAUGCAGGAGGAUUGUUUUAAAUUUGUAGUGCUUA
Messenger RNA from Setaria italica (foxtail millet), 3255 nucleotides. Its product is annotated as auxin response factor 12. Gene Ontology annotation, molecular function: protein binding; DNA binding. Lineage: Eukaryota; Viridiplantae; Streptophyta; Magnoliopsida; Poales; Poaceae. Gene Ontology annotation, biological process: response to hormone; regulation of DNA-templated transcription. The coding region runs from base 400 to 2847 and encodes 815 amino acids. The transcript is spliced from 15 exons. Gene Ontology annotation, cellular component: nucleus. The record is from RefSeq and is a predicted model, not a curated record.